CGUAGGAGCGGUCGUUCCGCCGCCAUAAAUUAACUGGUUUUCAAAAACUGAAAAAUUUGCUGAGAAAAUUAAAAAUAGAAGAACAAAGUGAUGAGGAUGAUGAUGAUGAAGGUCAUCUCUACCGUACAUGGGCAAAUACCCAGAACGCGUUUACUUCAAUGGCGGUCUGCAACCCAUACUAUAUAUCAAUUACCAUCUUCAGAACCACCUGACCUUUCUGAAACCCUAGCCUCCACGCGCUCAGUGUUUUCAAACCCAUGCUUUAAUCUCCUCGUUUUGUGCAGGAACAUCGAUUCCCUCAAGAAAGUCCAUAGCUUGCUCGUCCUACACGGCCUCUCCGACGAUCUUCUUUGUCGUACUAAACUGAUUAGCUUAUACGGUUCAUUUGGGUACGUCAAAUGUGCCCGGUUGUUGUUCGAUCAAAUGCCAAGCCCGGAUUUUUAUUCGUGGAAGGUGAUGCUGAGGUGGUACUUUAUGCACAACUUGUAUGCAGAGGUUAUGGGGUUCUAUACCCGUAUGAGAAUAUGCGUCAGAGAACAUGACAACGUUGUUUUCUCGAUUGUUCUGAAGGCUUGUAGUGAAUUGCGGGACUUCAAUGAGGGGAGAAAGGUGCAUUGCCAGAUUGUUAAGGUGGCCAGUCCUGAUAGUUUUGUGUUGACGGGUUUGGUGGAUGUGUACGCAAAGUGUGGAUGGAUUGAGUGUUCUCGUGCGGUCUUUGAUGGAAUUGUUGAUAGAAAUGUGGUUUGCUGGACUUCAAUGAUUGUGGGGUAUGUGCAAAACGAUUGUCCCCAAGAUGGCUUGGUCUUGUUCAAUAGGAUGAGAGAGGAGUUGAUUAAAGGGAACCAAUUCACGUUAGGGAGCGUGCUUACGGCGUGUACAAAGUUAAGAGCUUUACAUCAGGGAAAGUGGAUUCAUGGACAUUUGAUUAAAACUGGUAUUGAAGCUAGCUCUUUCUUGGUGACAUCUCUUCUCGACAUGUAUGUCAAGUGUGGCAACAUCAGAGAUGCUCGUUCUAUAUUUGAUGAGCUCCCUGCAAUCGAUCUUGUAUCAUGGACAGCAAUGAUUGUUGGGUACACUCAAAGUGGGUGCCCAGAUGAGGCCUUGAAGUUGUUUACGGAUGAGAAAUGGGUUGGUCUCUUGCCCAAUUCUAUCACCACUGCAAGUGUGCUUUCAUCUUGUGCACAGUCAGGUAAUUUGAAUUUGGGAAGGUCAAUCCAUGGGCUUGGGAUUAAACUCGGGUUGGAAGACUCUACUGUCAGAAAUGCUCUAGUGGACAUGUAUGCAAAAUGUCAUAUGAUUGGUGAUGCUCGUUACAUCUUUGAAACAAUCUUGCACAAGAAUGUCAUUGCUUGGAAUUCAAUUAUUUCUGGGUAUUCCCAAAAUGGGUCGGCAUAUGAAGCCCUCCAACUGUUUCAUCAAAUGAGAUCAGAAUCCUUCUCGCAUGAUGCUUUCACAUUGGCAAGUGUCCUUUCAGCAUGUACUACCCUUGGUUUUCUUUCAGUAGGUUCUUCGCUUCACGCUCACUCGAUAAAGGAUGGCCUGCUAACUUCAAAUAUCUAUGUCGGCACUGCACUGUUAAACUUAUACGCCAAGUGCGGGGAUGCUGAAUCUGCUCGUCUAGUUUUUGAUGGAAUGGGAGUGAAGAACACAGUCACGUGGAGUGCAAUGAUUGGUGGUUAUGGAGUUCAGGGUGACAGCAGAGGUUCCCUAGCACUUUUUAGUGAUAUGUUGAAGAAGCAUUUAGAGCCCACCGAAGUAAUCUUCACGACAUUGUUAUCAGCUUGCAGCCAUACAGGAAUGGUUGAAGAAGGGCGGAGGUAUUUUAAUUCGCUGUCCCAGGACUAUAACUUCAAGCCCUCUAUGAAGCAUUAUGCAUGUAUGGUCGAUCUAUUGGCUCGUGCUGGCAAACUUGAAGAGGCCUUGGAGUUCAUCGAGAGAAUGCCAGUUCAGCCAGAUGUUAGUUUGUUUGGGGCAUUUCUCCACGGAUGUGGACUCUAUUCAAGAUUUGAUCUUGGCGAAGCCGCGAUAAGAAGAAUGCUAGAGUUGCAUCCUGAUGAGGCUUGCUACUAUGUGCUAAUGUCUAACCUGUAUGCUUCGGAUGGUAGAUGGAGCCAGGUUAAUCAGGUUAGAGAGUUAAUGAAGCAGAGAGGAUUGAGCAAGUCCCUUGCAUAUAGCCAAGUGGAGAUGGAUAUCAGAAAUGAUAUUGCACCUGUUAAAGUGGCAUGUGUUGGUUAAUCAUAUGGUACAUUAGGCAUGUCAUUACAGUGUGGAGGUGGUGAAGACUAAUGAGGUGUUGCACAAAUGCUGCUCAGACCUAAAUGUCACCGUUAAGGCCAUUUUGGGUUGCCUACAGAAAAGCAGUCGAGCUUUGCUGACAGUCAAUUUGCAUCGGUGCCCUGCUCCCUCUUGAUUUGGAUGCUUACGAUUUCAUUCGUGGGAGCUCCAUCCAAGGUUUGACGAAGGACAAAAUUUUUGAAGUCCUAAGAGGCAGGUGCUUUCUCUGCAACCUCAACAUGGUGUUUUUCUGGAUGAAACGUUCACGAGUAUUGCUAUAGAUGACUUAACAAGACUGGGUUACCAGAUCAAGCCAUGAAGCUUUAUGCUAAUGUUGAAGCAAAUACUUGAAGGCCAACGUACAAGAAGGCGUGCAGGUUGAGUGAGCCGAAUUAGCCUGGGAUCUGAGGGGGUUAUGGUAUGAAAUGUGGAUAUGCGAAUACUCUGUACCAGUUGACCACCAAAGAAAAAAGAAAAAGAAUACUAUGUAUGUACCAAGUGUUUAUAUAAUAGUUUCUUUUAAUCCAGAA
Messenger RNA from Prunus avium (sweet cherry), 2804 nucleotides. Its product is annotated as Pentatricopeptide repeat (PPR) superfamily protein. Gene Ontology annotation, biological process: RNA modification. Gene Ontology annotation, molecular function: RNA binding; protein binding. NCBI's taxonomy places the organism in Eukaryota, Viridiplantae, Streptophyta, Magnoliopsida, Rosales, Rosaceae. The record is from RefSeq and is a predicted model, not a curated record.